Messenger RNA from Seminavis robusta, 627 nucleotides. Lineage: Eukaryota; Bacillariophyta; Bacillariophyceae; Naviculales; Naviculaceae. The record is from the annotation of a GenBank genome assembly.
AUGUUGGUGACUAAAGCUUGGACAUUGGCCCUGAGUCUCCUCGUCGUCGCAUUGGCUACCACUACGGCGCACGAGGUGAGCCAUCAAAACGAAACAUCUGAACAUGGAUCGGUAACCCGUCUCCGGUCGGCUGCUUCUCCGGAGGUCGAAGGCGUUCUGAAGCACUACCCGUUCAGUAGUACCGCUUUGGACACAAAUCUCAUGGAUUCUCUCCAAGAUAAAGUCCACGAAGCCCUCGCUGGCACCGGCCUUCCGAACAGCGUAGCUCCCGGUGAACUUGAUAUUGCCAAGACAACCCCCAACUUUGGGGCCAAGUGCAAUUCUCUGCUUAAAUUGUUCCACCGGAACGAAGAGAAGGGAGAAUAUACUAUCCACAAGAGUGCUACAUGGAGGGAUGUCUGCCGAGCUGAAGGAUCCACGCGCUAUCUGAAGGUAUCAGAGGUUGAAUCAAAGCUUGGAAAGGCUGUGGCUGACCAUGUGUUUGAAGAUCUUGUCAUGUGUACUUCCAACAUCGACAGGGAUUAUCUAACUUUUUUUACCGCGGACAGUGCCGCCCGCGUCCCAACUGCAGUCAAUCCCGAUGCUCUGGACAAACACGGAAAGCUCAUGAAUGUCCAGAAGCCCUAG